Molecule: messenger RNA, 675 nt
Organism: Schistosoma rodhaini
Lineage: Eukaryota; Metazoa; Platyhelminthes; Trematoda; Strigeidida; Schistosomatidae
Source: the annotation of a GenBank genome assembly
AUGGCUUCUGAGCAUUCCUGGAAGCCUCUGAGUCUUUUUCACGUAGAAUAUCCGGAAGCUGAUGCUUUUGGAAAGCUCCUGGCGUAUUCCAGUAUGGUACCAAUAUUCAUUAUCUUCAGCAACAUAACUCUUAUUAUGUCGAGAAGAGAUUUGCAUACAAUAUUUUAUUUUUGUGGUUGUUUGAUCAAUGAACUGAGUAACUAUCUUCUCAAAUAUAUCAUCAAGCAACCAAGGCCUUUCCCUACCAUUCACCCAGGUAUUAAGUCAUCAGGUAUGCCUUCAAACCAUGCACAAUUCAUGGGCUUUUUCUGUGCUUACAUUGGAUUUUUCCUCUUCAUAAGGCUCAAUCAGCAAUCCUUCAGUCGCCAGUUCACAACAUCUGUUUACUUAGUUUGUGCAUCAAUUACUGCAGUCGUUUGCUACAGCAGGGUUUAUUUAUUGUAUCAUACUUCUACUCAAGUUUUAGUUGGGAUCAUGAUAGGUGGAAUUUCCGGGAUACUGUGGUUCUUAAUUGUUCACUAUGCAAUAACACCAAUAUUUCCACGGUUCACGGAUAGUUGGAUUGGUCAAUUACUGAUGUUGCAAGACUUUACACAUAUCAACAAUUUUAUGCAUUUUGAAUAUACUAUUGUGCAGAAUUAUAUUCAUAGAACGAAAUCCGGAAGGCCCGCGUGA